CACCAAACUGGAAAUUUGAAACAUGAUCCUAUCCUUUCUGCUGAAAUGAACAUGUAAUGUCUGCAGUGUUACAGAAAUGUCAGGAAUGUAAAAUGUGUUGGACUUUUUCUUUAAGACAGAAUGACUAAAGUCCCACCUGAAUCCACAUUUAAUGUUGAUGCUGGUUUCCUCACUUUAGCCUUCAUCUCUGCAAGUGCACGGCUCUUCCAUCCUGUCAGUAUCCUCCAUCCACCAUCCCCUCACUUCCACCAACACCCGUCUCAUCCACAGAGAGAGAGAGAGAGAGAGAGAGGGGGGGGGAGAGAGAGAGAGAGGAGGAGGAGAGAGAGAUCCUCCUUGGCACACACCCGUCAGUGUCUCAGUGUGAUUUUGACUGACUGACUGACUGACUGACGGGGAAUUCUGGAGGAAACACGCCGGGAAGGAUUCACUCUCUGCUUUUUCACCGUCUUGUCUGUCACUGAUCUCCCCGCCGAUGGUUUUCUAACCUCACCUCCUGUCUGACCGCUUCGCCAUCGGAUUUUAACUUGUUUCUCUGACCACUUUGAUUGGCUGAACCGGGGCUGAUCCCAGCCACCCUGGGCCGUGGCCGUGGGGCUGUUCAGCGAGCCUUCCAGCUGAAGUUGGCACCCAAGAUGAGCGUCUGGAGAGCCGGGAGCGGGGCUCUCUUCUCGCCGGGGAGAGGCUUUGGGUCGUGGCGGUGCUGCUGGUGGUCGUGGUGGUGGGUGAUGGUGAUCGGGGUGGCUGUGGGUUCGGGGGAUCCCUGGAUGUCCGCGGAGGCAUGCCCGUCGUCUUGCUCCUGCAGCAGCACCAGGAUCUCCUGCGUGGACCCCGAACGGGGGAUCAAUUCCUUCCCGUUGCUGCAGAGCGAGGCGGAGAUGGAGAACAUCACCGACAUCUACAUCGCCAACCAGAGCAGCUUCUCCUCCAUCAACGACAAAGACCUGUACUACUACAAGAAUCUCAGGAACCUAACGGUGACCAACAGCAGGCUGACAUAUGUAUCGAAGCUGGCCUUUCAGAACAACAUCAAGCUACAGUACCUGAAUCUAAAGGACAACAACCUUUCAUCACUGUCCUGGAGGAUAUUCAGACACCUCAACAUUUCAUAUCUGAUCCUGUCAGGGAACCCUCUGCACUGUUCCUGUGAGAACAUGUGGAUCAAGCUGUGGUUAGGAGAGGAAGCAGACACUCAGGAGCUGCGCUGCAUCGAGGACGGAGGAGGCCGCAAGCUGCUGUCCAGACUGAGUCUACCUAACUGUGAGGUUCCCAUGGCAACGUUGAGCCCAUCCAAAGUGACAUUAAUGGAGGGGAAGAGCGUGGACCUGUCCUGUACGACCUCAGGGGUGCCCUCACCUGAGCUGAUAUGGAACAUGGUGCUGGUCUCCAAUUAUGAGAUCGAGACAUCAGGCCAGAUUUCGGUGCUGCGACUCUCCAACAUCUCGUCUCAGGACCACAACAGCAAGAUCAGCUGCACAGCUGAGAACAUUGUUGGAGAGAAAGAGUCCUCGCUGCAGCUGAAUAUUCUUUUUCCUCCCAAAAUCACUAAGCUGAGUGAUGCAAUCCCCGACCAUCACUGGUGCAUCCCCUUCAGUAUGUCAGGAAACCCAAAGCCAAUGUUACAGUGGUUCCGAGAUGACGAAGUGGUGACGGAGGGGCACUUUAUCAAGACAAUGAUCUAUGACGUCACAGAGAGGGAGUACCACGGAUGCCUGCAGCUCGACAGCCCUACGCACCUAAACAACGGGCGCUACACGCUCCUGGCUACAAACGAAUACGGGUCAGACCAAAAGGACAUUGAGGCCCACUUCAUGAGAAAGCCCUGGGAGGGACCUGAGACAGAUCCCACAUAUUAUGAUCUUGCAACAGAUGACCCGCCUGUAGAGCCUCCUGAAGACAAAGUCGCUGUGUACGUGGUGGUGGGCAUUACUGCCGUCGCCUUCAUCGGUUUCUUUCUCAUGUUCGUUAUUCUCAAGUUUGGAGGAAACUCCAAGUUUGGCAUCAAAGGACCAUCUUCAGUGAUCAGCAAUGAUGAUGACUCCGCCUCCCCGCUUCAUCACGUCUCAAACGGCAGCAACACUCCGUCAUCCUCAGAGAUGGGCCCUGACGCCGUGAUUAUCGGCAUGACCAAGAUCCCAGUGAUAGAAAACCCGCAGUACUUCAGGAGCACCAACAGCCUGCUCAAAACCGACACGUUCGUACAGCACAUAAAGAGGCACAACAUUGUACUGAAGAGAGAGCUGGGAGAGGGAGCCUUUGGGAAAGUCUUCCUGGCUGAAUGUUACAACCUCUCACCUGACCAGGAGAAGAUACUGGUGGCUGUCAAGACACUUAAAGAGGCCAGUGAAAAUGCCAGGAAGGAUUUCCACCGGGAAGCUGAGCUGCUGACCAACCUUCAACAUGAACACAUUGUCACUUUCUAUGGCGUGUGCGUGGAGAGCGACCCUCUCAUCAUGGUGUUUGAGUACAUGAAACAUGGAGACCUCAACAAGUUCCUCAGGGCUCACGGUCCAGAUGCAGUCCUGAUGGCGGAGGGUCAGACCACCAGACCUGUGGAGCUGACUCAGUCUCAGAUGCUGCACAUCGCUCAGCAGAUAGCAUCCGGCAUGGUCUACCUGGCCUCACAGCAUUUUGUGCACCGUGACCUGGCCACCAGGAACUGCCUGGUGGGGGAGAACCUGCUGGUAAAGAUCGGAGACUUUGGCAUGUCCAGAGACGUCUACAGCACGGACUACUACAGGGUUGGAGGUCACACCAUGCUGCCGAUCCGCUGGAUGCCUCCUGAAAGCAUCAUGUACAGAAAGUUCACCACAGAAAGUGAUGUGUGGAGUCUAGGAGUCGUUCUCUGGGAGAUCUUCACCUACGGCAAACAGCCCUGGUACCAGCUCUCCAACAACGAGGUGAUAGAGUGUAUAACGCAGGGCAGGGUGCUGCAGCGCCCCAGGACCUGUCCUAAAGAAGUGUAUGACCUGAUGCUGGGCUGCUGGCAGAGAGAGCCGCACAUGAGACUCAACAUCAAAGAAAUCCACGGUCUGCUCCUGAACCUGGCUAAGGCCUCACCUGUGUACCUGGACAUACUGGGCUGAACACGGGAGGACGACGAGGCAGAGAUUUAGAUGUGUGUGUGUGUACUCCUCUAGCUUAAGAGUGUAUGAGCAUUUUAAGGGUGCAUGCAUGUGUGAGUGUUUUUCUGUUGGGGUGACGCCCGUGAAUGAAGCGCGUGAUCCUCGUGUGAGUGUGCGUGCGAGGUUCCACUGUACAGGAUGUGAAGCUAUUACCAGACUCUCAAAGGCAAUCAAAAUAUUCCUCAUCCCGUCCCCAAUCGCCUCGUUCCUUCCUCCAAUUUCCUCUCCUUUGUGCAUCUCUUCUGCUCCUUCCCUGCUCCGUCCUUCCCAGAGAGACAUUUACUGAGAGUAAUUUAACUUCAGAGGAGAAAAAAGCUCCUCGCUCUUCUUUUUCGAAUGCUUUAAACUGACUUGGGCUUGAAAACCUGAUUAAACAGGACUGAAACAUUUAGUGACUCAUCCCCUCGCUGCCUGUCGGACAACAGGACCCAGAAAUUUCAAGGAGCUGGAGGAUUUUCAUGAUUUUUUGCGUGUAAAUAUGAGACUGUAUGACGGCGAGAUGGCUCUAGGUGACGUCGAGCCAUGACGACACUGUGUUUCCCCUCCAACCCAUCUGUUUACCUGUCUAUCUGUCUCUCAGUAUUAACAGCAUUCAUAUUACUACAGCUAACCAUGGGAUGAUUUUAACAGUACAUUUACUACAAGGGAAAAGUAAACACAAUCUGGUGUUCUACAUGAGACAAAAAAGGGGAUUUCUGGAACAUUACAGUGCCUGCUGAAGCUGAGCUAAACUUCUGUGAUGAUAUUCACAAUGAAACCUGAGGAAUUUUACUUUAUGUGAAUCCUAGAUAUGUUAAAAAAAAAAAAAAAAAAAAAAAAAGGCUUGAAAUAUCUGGCACUACUCUGCAGUGAGUGUGGUUACAUGGACUCUAGUAUCCCGGUUUUGAUCUGGUUUUCCAGGUAUACUGUUUUGUGUUUGAACAUUUAAACAUCAUAUCCCGAUUUCAAGAACUUUAUAAGUCCUUAUCCUGAUUUCGAGAGGUUUGCUAUUUCAAGGAACUCUGAAAGAAAACAGAAUGCAACAGGUGCAACAUAAGCAAAGUGACAUAGCAAAAUAACCAUGGCCAAGGCAACAACAGUUUUGCCUUUUAUGAGUGUCCCAUUUGUACCUUUUACCUGGACCCCUUGCUUUUGAGGGCCCCCUUGCCCCAAGAAACAUGGAACAAACCUUUAAAGGUCCCGAUACUUCAUCAGUACUCGUUGACAGCAUUUACACUGACAGACACAAUGACAAUACCAGAACCUUUUAAGUUCCCGAUACUUCAUCAUUGACAGCAUUUACAUAAUCAGACACAAUGACAAUACCAUUCAUUUCUACCUGGAGCCAUUUUUUUCGAAUACAUGUUUGAAAGCAAAAGGACCAUCUUACUGAUAAUUUGCAAGGCAUUCAGGGAAAUUUUCCGUAACACUUGGUUUGAAGUAUGCCUCUUAAAAAUCUCAGCUUGAAAGGCCAUGUAGCCCUUACCCUCCAUUUUAACUAGAAAUGGGACACCACAUGCAAAUUGGGGUAGCAAUAUGUCUAUGGGGCAAGGGAUGUUUUGGAAUUGAGCCUCAAUCUUAAAGGCCCUUUUUUAAGCCCCACCCUUUUUGGUUACUAUUGAGCUCAACAGUGCCCACCAACUUUCUGGGCAGCUCUUGUUCUGAAGGCAAAAUCUGCUAUUCAAAUCCCCCAUAGACAUUUAGCAAAAUCCUAAUUACAACACUACAUGAACCAAGUUGACCAUCUACCUGACUACUCAUGACUAUAAAGCAUUUGAUUCAGUGCAAAACUGGCAAUUGAAAAUGGAGAAUAAGGCGAAAGGUACUAGACUGUGUACAUAUUUCUGUACAAGGAGGAAGGAACUACGUAUCCCACAAUGAAGGUCACGACUUCACCUUAAAGCACUGAAAAGACUUAGCCCAGGGGAAAGAUUGUCAAACAGAAGUUUCCUAGCAAGUAACGAUGUUCCCAGGCCGCUAUUUUCCCAAUCGACUAAAUGCAUAUUUAAAUCACAUGCAAUAGACUAGUCGAAAAUGCUCAUAAAACAGUCCAUUUAUUACAUGCUCAUAGUGUGAGUUGGUACAUGAUUUGAGGCUGCUGUGCCCAGUACAGUGUGGCUGAAGUUAGCAGCUUACUCUGCCAGCCUUCGUUCCUCUUUUUAGAAAUACCAUGCCUAAUGUGGUUACCAAUCUCUUCAGCUGAGUAGUUAAACAUGAGUAUAAACCUUGUGUCCUGUGAAGUGCUCUAGGUAAUCUCUAGCAGGAAGGCAGUGGCCUUGAACUGACGCUACAGCAACUAGUAGCAGGAGGCUUCAUUACAUUUUUAAAAGGGCAUUUGACCAGAAUUUCAGGCCUGUACUUAUAAAUAAAAAUUGAUGUACGAUUAAUCGACUCAUAAAUCUUGUGCCUGCUAAUUUUAUAUCCAAAUUUAGGUGGCUUACCACACAGAUCCACAGUGAGAGUGGGCUCCCUCAUUAGUGGGUCAGCAGACUAGAGUGAACUUCAGUUAGAGGUUUAGACGAGUGAUAGGAUCAAAAUUCGAACCUAUUCAAGUUUGUUCUGAAGAGGCUAAAGGAUGCUGAUCUCCCAACAUGCUCUGGGGAGCAAGUAAGGUCAUGUUUGAAAGUAGUGAAGAAAUAUUAUUACUUAAAAACUAGCAUGUAAACAAGAAACGGUUUUCAGGAACCAGGAUAGUAUUUAACAUGUAUGCAGGGAUAUGAAUAAUAAUGUUUCCCUGUGUAAAUGUAAAUACCAUAGUUGAACCUGGGAAAAGGCUUGUAACCAUGAUGCUUAAGUCCAUGUAACUGCACUUAAUAUUUCCUCAUGCAACAAACUGAUACAUAUAAAUAUAUAUGCACUCAUAGCUGCCUGGUGUUACACUCUUACUUCGCUCAGGCCUCAACCACAGAGCACACGGUAACAUGAUGACUGUGCUCCCCCUUUCCCCAUCCAGCCUCCACCUCAGAGUGACAGAUGCUACUUGUGAUGUCAAGCGCUCAUGUCGGAGGUCAAUUGAUUGAUUUGUACGCAGCUGUCCGACGAUGCUGAGGUCUCUGUGUCGGAGGAGGAAGGGGGUGUAAAAGUUGCAGGGGGAGGCUGGGUUUUUAAGUGGUCAGAUCUCGGUCGGCCGUGUGGGCGGUGGUGCUGUAGAAGGUGUGGUUCAUUUGGUCAACCCAUAUUAAAUCAUCAAGGCUUUCAGCACUCAGACAUCCUUGAAAACCACAUCUGUGCUGGAGGGGGGCGGCAAAACAACACACAAACACACACUAUAUACCUUACCAGUCAUCCCUCCUUCUCCCCACGCACACAAACACACACUAAAAGACACUCAAAACUGUCCAAGAAGGAAAUUGAAUUGUGCAUGUUUUAUUAUUUGAGCGGUGCAGUGCUUUAGCCGGGCCCAGUCCACUGUAAUGGUGUAAUGUAUAUUUCAUUACACCCUAAUGGGCUCCAUUAGCACAGUCUCCUCACAGACAUUCAAGACUUAUUGUUUUAUGGCUGAGAAGGAUGGAUGGAAGGGUGGAGAGGAGAGGUGAAGGAGAGGAGGAACAUGGGAGAAGAGGAGCAGUGGAGAGGAGAAAUAAGAGGAGAGGUAAUAAUGCAUAUUGGGGAAGAAAUGGAGAGGAAAGGAGAGAGUCCCGAACUGAAGCAAUGAGGUAGAAAUGAGGCAAGGAAAGGUACGAAUGGGUCAUGAGGAGGAAGAGGAAGGAGGAAGAGGAGGUGUGAAAGUCCUCAGGGAGAAAGUGAAAGUGAGCAUCCAUCAUCGCUGCAGCAUAUGUUCUGUAAGCCACAACUUCAACCCUCCAUCACAUUCCUACGUCCAGCCUCAACCGCACACAAACACUCACACUUGCAUAUUACUGGCAAUCCACCAAGAGCUUACACUGAAAAUAAACUCAAUAAUGCACCGCACAUCCCCAUUAUGGAGAACCACUUCACUCACUUACAGCACUGCUCACAUAGCUGCUCUUACCGACAAACUGUAUAUUUACAGCAGCCUACAUGCAUGCAAGGAAACAUGUUUAAUCUUUGUUUGGAGUAUAUUUUACCCAGUUCAGACAAAAGAUUACAGACGAGAUGGGUUGAAACUCGCAAUUGCCCUGUGAUGGGCUGCUCUGCAACAUUCUGAAAACCUGUCAGUUCACAACACUGCAACUGGAGAUGAUGCAUCGUUUGCACAACAACAACUCAAUCCAUUUAAAGUGAUUUCAUAAACAGCUUUGUACACAGAGUACAUUUUUUGUCCAGACUUGCCACAUGUUAAAAAGUAAAUACAAUCUUAUACUGUCGUAAGCAUAUUUGCACACUGACAUUCAUUAGUCAAUUUUUCGGAGCAUGUUUAAUUUUUUUGCAUCCAUCAACCUAUUUAAAUACAUGACUGGUUUUAAUCAGUGCAGCGGCUGCGCUCAAGCCUCACUUUAAACACAGUGAUCUGCAGAAGUAUUACAUGAUAUAAUAAAAAAUGAAAGCCAAUAUUUGUACUCACAGCAACAUAACAAAUACUGAAUCGAAAGUUGCAAUUCAUCUUUCCAGCUUGGCACAGAGAUGUGAUAUAUAAGCUUGUACUCCAUGAAAAUCAGGGUUUUUUUUUUUAAGUUGGAAAGAACCACCGAAUCAUCUUCUCUUCGCAGGAUAAAACCAUUUGCCACAUUUUAACAUUUUAGUAGUGAAUACAAAAUAAUCAAAUCUGACUUGUGUGCAAGGUUUGAGUAUGUGGCAAUAUUUAUUGAAUUACAGACCCAAAAAAUACAUGAAAAAAUAUCAGCCUGUGCAGAGAGCUUUAAUCUGUAUCUAUAAUAGAGACAGUACUGCAAAUUCACAUAUUUUUCAUGUGUUUUUAGGGUAAACAAUGUUAUCAGCAUGAUGUCGGUACCAGCAGAUAUUAGCUAAACAAGUAAAAUAUCGGUAUCUGCAGUUUUAAGAAUUUCUACUGAUAUUUUGGCUAUAAAAAUCUGCCUCCAUCAGCUGUAAAUAAUGGCUGUACAAAAAGUUAAGUUAGUGGAGUUUUAGGCCAAACCAACAGACCUAUGUCAGCUCAACUAUUUUCUUUAUCCGUAAUUCCUUACACUUUUAAGUGUGUUUCAAGGUCUAAAAUUUGUUAAAGGGGACAUUUUAUGCAAAUAUCACUUUUUCAGGCUUUUGUAACAAAAAUGUGUGCCCUUGGUC
Messenger RNA from Cheilinus undulatus (humphead wrasse), 8270 nucleotides. It is a transcript of the gene ntrk2a, whose product is annotated as neurotrophic tyrosine kinase, receptor, type 2a. Gene Ontology annotation, cellular component: signaling receptor complex; plasma membrane; axon. Gene Ontology annotation, molecular function: brain-derived neurotrophic factor binding; brain-derived neurotrophic factor receptor activity; ATP binding. The transcript has 20 exons. NCBI's taxonomy places the organism in Eukaryota, Metazoa, Chordata, Actinopteri, Labriformes, Labridae. The record is from RefSeq and is a predicted model, not a curated record. Gene Ontology annotation, biological process: cell surface receptor protein tyrosine kinase signaling pathway; multicellular organism development; cellular response to brain-derived neurotrophic factor stimulus. The coding region runs from base 636 to 3086 and encodes 816 amino acids.